Molecule: messenger RNA, 7067 nt
Organism: Drosophila albomicans
Lineage: Eukaryota; Metazoa; Arthropoda; Insecta; Diptera; Drosophilidae
Gene: RhoGAPp190
Product: rho GTPase-activating protein 190
Exons: 16
Coding region: 163-5025 (1620 amino acids)
Biological process (GO): signal transduction
Molecular function (GO): GTPase activity; GTP binding
Source: RefSeq, a predicted model, not a curated record
GUCCGCUUUUCAAACUCAAUCUCCGGUCACGCUGGCUGCAGAGUUGUUUUUGCAGUUUAAGCUACGCUCGGAUGAGAAAAUUUAAAAUAAAAUAGUUUCUCUUAAUUUAAAUACGGUUCAAAACGCAUUGGAGCUGUGCAAGUGCAAUAAUUGUGCGUCAAGAUGCGUCAAUUCAACAUUUCGGUCAUUGGACUAUCCGGGACCGAAAAGGAUCGCGGCCAGGUGGGCGUGGGCAAGUCAUGUUUGUGCAACAGAUUUAUGCGGCCGAUGGCCGACGAUUACUUUAUCGAUCACAUAUCAGUGCUCAGCCAGAGCGAUUUCAGCGGUCGCAUCGUGAACAAUGAUCACUUUCUCUAUUGGGGCGAGGUGCGCAAAACGACCGACGAAGGCGUCGAAUACAAUUUCAAUAUCAUUGAGCAGACCGAGUUUAUGGAUGAUUCGACGUUCCAGGCCUUCAAAGUGGGCAAAAUGGAUCCAUAUCUGAAGCGUUGCACCGCCACCAAAGUCUUCUCCGCUGAGAAACUCAUGUACAUAUGCAAAAAUCAGCUGGGCAUCGAAAAGGAAUACGAACAGAAGGUGAUGCCCGACGGUCGGCUGAGUAUCGAUGGCUUCGUCGUUGUCUUCGAUGUGAGUCCCGUGCCCAAUCGCAGUGUGGAGAAACAGGUUGAGUUUGUCCAGAAUGCCAUUGCGAACAUAUUGAAAAACAAGAAACCACUCGUUCUGGUGACCACAAAGAACGAUGAUGCCUAUGAGCUGUAUGUGAGGGAGGCGGAGAAGAUCAGUCAACGGAAGGAUUACAAGAGUACGGUGCAAUUGAUUGAGACAUCGGCGCACGAGAGCAUCAACAUUGAUCUCGCAUUUCUGAUGCUUGCCCAAAUGAUCGAUAAGGUGAAGAAUCGCGUCAAGAUCAUUUCAUAUCAGGAAUCGGCGAAAUCACGCAAAGAACUCCUCGACAUCCGAUCGGAGGCGGUCACGCGGCUGAUACGCAAUCAAAUUACCGAUUAUCAUGUGCUGUGGUCGCAGGGCUCCAAGAUGCUGUCGCAGUAUCGCGAAUGGAACGAGUUCCUCAACAUUUUUGGACACGAGGCCGGUCAGAAGUUGUUCCGUCGCCACAUGAAGAAGCUGCGUGACGAUCAUCUCAACAAGAAGCUGCAUCAAUAUUUGGAUAAGUUUGCAUUGGCCCUCGAGUAUCUGCUGCCCGAUAUCAGUGCGCUCAAUAUUAGCGAUGAUGAUGCGUGGGAAUGCGCUCGCAACUAUCUGCAGAAUCACAUUGAGUUUGAGCAGUAUUUCUUCGAGUGUCCGCAGGCCACAUGGACCGAGCUAUUGGACAUGGAUGAGGCUGAGGAUGAGGCGCGUAUACCGUUCGAUGUCCUCGAGACGAACGAGGCCGAGACCGUCUUCCGCAACUACUUGAACUCGGUGCAGCAGGACAAGAAGAAGAUCGGCUGGAAGCAACAGUUCAAGAUGCUGCUGGAGGAGUCCGGUUUCGUGACGCCCGGAAAGCAGCUGUCGGAGGUUCGGGUGCUGUUCAUGGGUCGUGAGUGCUUCGAGGCGCUGUCGGAGCAUGAUUGCCAACAGAUCUACGAUAUCCAUCAGGACGAGAUCAUUGAGAAGAGCAAACAGAAUUUCGUUGAGCUGCUGCUGGAGCAUGCGCAAUACUUUCUGCAGUUCAAGAACGUUGAUAUCAUCACGCAAGAGGAUGUCCGGCAAAUCACGGAUGUGAUACAGGAGGAUUCGCGUUACAAGAUGCUCGAUCGCUUGGAUCAGGAGCGACGAGUGAUGCUGGUGCAGCAUUUGCGCUUCAUCCAUUGCCCCAUCCGUGAUCAUUGUCCGUUCUUCAACAAUUGCGUUGAUAACUUGAUAGAAGAGGUGCUCUCCGACAAAUCCUCAGCUGGCAAUCACAAGUCAUCACAUGCUGGGGGACAAGUUGGCGGCGGAGGCUGGAAAUCGACGCCUGGAAGUGGCAGCGAUCGAACAUUGAAUCUGCUGAUCGUGGGCUCGGAGCAUUUGGCCAGCGAUCUGCUCAACGAUAUACGCAUCUGCACGGGCAGCAAGGGCGAAUACAUCUACGAGAAUCAAACAUAUUAUCUCAACUAUCGCAUUGCCAACGGCGACAUGGAGGCCUUCAAGGCCAUCGACGUCUAUUCGAGUGGUCUGAUUUGUGUGUACUCCAAUCAGCAAUCGUUUGAGACGCUCAAGGACAACUUGGAGCGCACUUUGCUCUGCAAUCUCGAGCUGGAGGAUAAGUUUGAGAAUCUACCGAUUGUGUUGGUCUAUCAGCCGCAGGAUCUCAAGGAGAACGAAGUCGAGUAUUUGCGCAGCGAGGGAAUGCGUCUAUCGGAAAUGUUGCACUGCGAUUUCAUUGAUCAUACGCAAAAUCAUCAGAAAUACGUCUACGAUAUACUCAACAUUGUCAUUCUAUCGCUCAAAUUGAGCGAAAUGAAAAGCUACGAGCCAUAUCCAUCGUCCAAUCACACCGAUCUCCGAAUUUUGGUUUGCAUCUACUGCGGCGAUCAGUAUGACAUCGAGAACAUUGUCCAGCCAUUGUUGGCCGAGUCCAGUUUGGUCAAGGCCAACGAGCAUUGCAUCGUUGUCGAUGUCUUCAUUGGCGAUGCGAAGCGACGCGUUGAGUUUAUCUUGUCAUCGUAUCAUGGCACCAAUCAGUAUCGCGAUGAGCUCAUACACGGCUAUAUUUACAUCUAUUCGGCCAAACGACGCUCCUCGCUGGCCAAUCUCAACAUUUUGGCAGCACAGAAUGCCAACAUUCCAUUGCAAAUUGUGGCGGUAACGGAGAGCGGCGGCGUUAAUGCGUUCUUCAAUAAUGAGAUUUGCCAGUUUCUCAUCACCGAGGGCAAUGCGUUGGCCGAUCGCUUCAAGGGCAGCUUCAUGACCUUCUCCGCCGAUCAGUAUGUGAAGUUUGCCUUUUAUAAUCCAUUCCUGAAGACGGCCUGGGACAACAAAUACGAGGUGGAGAAUCUGCAUGUGGAGGAGUCAAUUACUUUAGAUUCGGGCGAAGGCACGCUUGAGAAUUCAGUUAAUCAAAUGCCACGUCCGCCACCGAGACACGAAAGCUAUAUGCUAUCCAAUACACUUGGUACCGAUGGUUCCGGCAGUGAGAAUUACGAAAUGCUUCCUACAAGAUCUCUCAACUCAUUAAAUGAAGAAAGAGAUAUAUCUUUAGAUGAAAUCUAUGAUGACAACAACGAAAAACCCAAGCACCUGCAUCAAAGAUUCCAGAUAUUCCCUCCUCCAACAACUCCUCCAGAGCCAGCCCCUCCAGAUCAUCAGCUCAUUACAUGCACAUAUAAGAGUCAAUUCGUUUCGGCUUCAGAAUCAAGUUUGGAAGAAAUAACAUCGGAUGUCAGCGGGUCGAAGGAUUCAUUGGCCACCCAUGAUGCAGAAUGGCUCGAGGAUAAGAACGAUCCGCGUCGCAGCAACAUGAACAAGAACUCGAUAUGGAAUAAUUUCAGCGGAUCGACGCAUGCUUAUACCACAGGGAGGCGGCACAUUGAUUCCAAUUUGAAUAAGAUACGGCCCAAGGGACCGAGCCAAACGCUGAAGGUGGGUGAAGCGCCCAGUCGAAACUGUGCCAUGAGCUCCUCAACUUUCACGCUACCCACACAGCAACCGGGCAAGCUGAACAUGAAAAACUUUCAGCUGGUCAGCGAUGCCGUCGCCAAAAUGAAUUUCACCAGCAGCGGCAGCAUGGGUGAAUCCUAUUUGGGUGGCGUUGGCGGUGUCGGAGGCGAUGGCAUUGUUGGCGUCGGAGUUGGCAGCGAUAAGGAUGCCAAGCGCUAUGAUCACGCUCAGCUCGAUGGCGAGGACGAGGACUCCGAGGAGCUGGCCGAGUAUGAACAAAUCUACGAAAACGAAGACUGCACCGAGUCGGAUAGCUGCGCCAGCUCGACGGAGCGUCGGGUGCGACAACAGAACGCCUAUUACAAGGCCAACAAGAAGGCUGCUACUACCAAGAAGAACAAAAAGAAGAAGGUCGCCAUUCCGGUGCAAACGCCACGCGUUCCUCCCUUUGGAUCCUACGUCAGUCCCCCGGAGAUACCGUCGCACUAUCAGCGCAUGGCCGCCGUUGCCGCUGCAGGUGAGAAGAAAAAAGCUGAGGCUGUGCCCGACUUCAUGAAGAGCGACAAAUCGCCCGAGUAUUCCAUGGUGCCCGAGUUAACGGCAGCGGGUAUUUUUGGUGCGGAGAAUUCGCCCGAGUUCAAUAUGAAUGCCAAAUGCUUGAAGGACUUUGAGAAGCUGGAGAAGCGACGCAUCAAGGAGGAGACAGCACGAUUGCGCAAGCAACAGGAGCGUGAAAAGGAGCAGGAAAAGAAGCUGAAGCGUAAGCUCAAACAAAAUGCCAAGGGUCUGACCGAGACAACCGAGGCACAAUUUGGCAAACUGAUGAUCACAUCCGACAAGGACGAGAUUCCCAUUUUCCUCAUCAAGUGCGUGGAGUUCAUCGAGAAGGAAGGUCUCGACUCUGAGGGCAUUUAUCGUGUUCCCGGCAGUAGAGCUCACGUCGACAUGCUCUUCCAGCGCUUCGAAGAGGAUACCAACACGGUGAUUGAUGUGCUCGAUAUACCAGUGAAUGCUGUGGCCACGGCGCUCAAAGAUUUCUUCUCGAAACGCUUGCCGCCGCUGUUCAGCAAGGACAUCAUCAAGGAGCUCGAAGAGAUUGCGGGCUCUCGUGGCGUCGGCUCAUCCAAGCUGAAUGUUGAGGUUAAAACCGAUCGCAGUUGCCGUUUGAUAGCUUUAAAGUCCUUGCUGCAGAAAUUACCAACCAUCAACUUUGCCAUACUCAAAUACAUAUUCCAGCACUUUGUGCAUGUCUCGGAUAACUCAAAGCUGAACAGCAUGGACAGCAAGAAUCUGGCCAUUUGCUGGUGGCCCACCUUGAUACCCAUCGAUUUUACCGACAUGGGACACUUUGAGCAGCUGCGGCCCUAUCUCGAGGACAUUGUCCAGACGAUGAUUGAUCAAUUCCCGUAUCUCUUUUGCGGCAAGGAUGCCUUUGUCAUGGUCUAGAGUCUAGCGAAGAAGAAGGCUAGCGAGGACGAAACACACUCAUGGAGCAGCAGCACCAUCAUGAACCCAUCGAUCGAUUUACAGAUCAUUAAAAAGGAAAAACAAAAACAAAAUCACAAUAACGACAGCUAAAUAGAAGAAGAAGACGAAGAAGAGAGAUCCUUUUUACUUUGUUGCAAAAGUGUGAAGGGUCUUCUCAAAAUUAAAUGAAGGCAGCCAAGUCGCCAUUUUUUUGUAAACGCAACAGUAUGAGUGCAUGAAUGUAUGUGUGUGCGUGUGUGUGUGUGGGUGUGAAUGCGUUUGUAUUGUAAAGUAUUUGAUAUGGAAACGAAAAGUAUAUAAAGAGAAGAGGAGGAGGAGGAGCAACCAAUUAGUUAAGUAGGGUAUAUAUUUAUUUUUUGAUAUGUGUGUAUGUAUAUCUAUAUAUGCAUGUAUUUAACCACAUUUUAACUGAUUUUAUUGUAUUUUACUUCUGUAUUUUUUUUUGUAUUUUUAAUAUAUACAUAUAUAUACACAUAUAUAGAUAUACAUAUUUUGUAUUUAAUGGCUUUGUUGUGUUUCCGUGAUAUAUGUAAACGCAUAAUGCGUAAAGAACAAAACAAAAAAAAAGAAGCGCCCAACAACAAACGCCCCCCGCACUACGCCUGAACCGCUCCUGUGUGUGCUCCUGAACUUGGCUUUGCUCACCAACACUUGCUUCGUUCAGUGUGUGCGUGUGUGCAUCGGUGUGUGUGUUUGUCGUCGGCGUCAAAAGAGAAAAAUUCAAUAAAUGUAUUAAUUGUGUAUUGUAUGUUAAAAGAACAAGAAAAUAAUAAGAAAAAACAAAACACAUAAACAAAGCAUAAACUAAAGCAUUACAUAUACACAUAUAUAUCUAUAUAUUUGCUAUGUAUGUCUAAUUAGAGGACGAAGCAGCAGACGAAGAAGAGCUGCAAAGUAAACGAAAAAGUAAAGCGCAAACGCAAAUGCAAAUGCAAAAUUCAAAACCAAUUCCAGCUAAACUAAAUGUGAAUCUCUUAUUGUAUGUGAGUCUGUGUCUGUGUCUGUGUGUGUGUGUGCGAGUGAAUGUCCUGUUCUUUUAUGUGUAUUUAUGUGCGUGUGUGUGUUUGUGUAUGUAUUAAGCAGGCAGCAAAACAAAUUGUGUCUAAAAGAUGGCAAGCAUGUGUAUUAAGUAAUUAGCGCUAAUAUUGAUACAAAAACAAAAAACAUUGGUACUACCCGCCCCCCAGCCCUGAUCCUCGCCUAUGACCACCACCCCCCGCGGCCCUCUUGACAUGCAACAGCAUUGCAGUAUGCUGUCUAUCUCACUCACUCUCUUUGUCUCUAGGCUCUCAGCUAUUAUAAAUGUGUGCUCUACUCUUACAUAUGGCAAAAAAAUAAAAAACAAACACAAAACAAAAACAAAACUCAUAUACAACAACUUCGAUAUAUAUAUAUAAUAUAUAUGUAUAUAUUCGUACAUAUAUAUCUAUAUAUAUACAAUAUAUAUGUGUAUUUUAACUAAAAAACAAACAAAAAAAAACAAAAAACGUAGACAACGUAAGCGUAAGUGUUAUUUCUUGUAAUUGAGCAUUAAUUUUUUAUAAACCUAAUUAUAUAAUUGUGUAUCUUGUGUCUGAACGGACCUCAAACUUAAAGCAAAACAACAACAAAAAAAACGAAAGAAAAAAAAGUAAAACUAAAUAAAAAAAAUUGAUGUGCGAAAAAAAAAACAAAACAAAACAAAAAAACAGAGAGAAGAGAAUGACAAAAAAAAGCAAACAAAAUAACCAAUAUAUAGUAUAAUUUGUAUAGAUGUGUGUCUAUUGCAUUAUUUGUACAUGAAUGUACAUGCACAUACAUACAUACAUAUAUGUAUAUACGAUAUAUAUAUGAACAUAUACACGCAGGAUGCAAUGCUAUAUAUGUAUAUGUACUUGUAUGUGUAUGCAUUUAUUUAUAUACGCUACAAAAGAAAAACAAAAACAAAACAAGAGAAAACAAAAAAGAAAUGCAAAAAAAAAACAAAAACAAAAUAUGUCUCAACAAAAAUGUAAUUCGAC